CAGAAGAGAAGCUCUGUUUUUCACUUACAAAAUCUUCGCCUUCAUUUUGUAGAGGGAGAAAGAGAAUUUUUCUUUAAAAAAAACCAGAAAAAGAAAAAGCUUUGAAAAGGCGAAGGGAGAAACAAACCUCGGAAUCACUUUUGUUUGCUUCCGGUUGGUGCCAUCGUCACCAGCUCACCAAAGUUCAAACAGCUUCGUUUCUCUUUCGGAGUUGUCUGUUGAAAUUGCAGAGCCUCUAUCGGAUCCGAGACACUGAGUUCCGUUUCUCUCCGACUCGGUGGCGUAUCGGAUGAGUUAGAUCUAUUUGUACGAUCAUCAUGGGUGCACCUGAUAACAUCAUUGUUGGUUCUCAUGUAUGGGUUGAAGACCCACAGCUGGCUUGGAUCGAUGGAGAAGUCUUUAAAAUUAGUGGUGUAGAAGUUCACGUUCAUACCACCAAUGGGAAAACUGUUGUUCCAAAUAUCUCGAAAGUUUUUCCAAAAGAUACUGAAGCUUCUCCUGGAGGUGUAGAUGACAUGACGAAGUUGUCUUAUCUGCAUGAACCGGGGGUUCUGCAUAAUCUGGCUGCCAGAUAUGAACUUAAUGAGAUCUAUACAUAUACCGGAAAUAUCCUGAUUGCAAUUAACCCAUUCCAAAGAUUGCCGCACCUUUAUGAUACGCACAUGAUGGAACAAUAUAAAGGAGCUGCAUUUGGAGAGCUAAGUCCUCAUGUCUUUGCAGUGGCAGAUGUUGCAUACAGAGCAAUGAUUAAUGAGGGAAAGAGCAACUCAAUUCUGGUUAGCGGGGAAAGUGGUGCUGGUAAGACCGAGACAACAAAGAUGCUUAUGAGAUAUCUUGCAUACCUAGGAGGUCGAUCUGGAGUAGAAGGACGAACUGUCGAGCAACAAGUUCUAGAAUCCAAUCCAGUUCUUGAAGCAUUUGGCAAUGCCAAAACAAUUAGGAACAACAACUCAAGUCGUUUUGGUAAAUUUGUUGAGAUUCAAUUCGACAAGAAUGGGAGGAUAUCUGGUGCAGCAGUAAGAACUUACUUGCUCGAAAGAUCUCGAGUUUGCCAAGUUUCAGAUCCUGAAAGAAACUAUCACUGCUUUUACUUUCUUUGUGCUGCACCACCUGAGGAAAGGGAGAAGUAUAAGUUGGGAAAUCCAAAGUCAUUCCACUACUUAAAUCAAUCCAACUGCUAUGAGUUGGAUGGAGUAGAUGACAUGGGAGAAUAUUUUGCAACUCGAAGAGCUAUGGAUGUAGUUGGAAUCAGUCAGGAAGAGCAGGAAGCGAUUUUUAGGGUUGUAGCUGCAAUUUUGCAUCUUGGAAAUGUUGAGUUUGCCAAGGGAGAAGACAUAGACUCUUCUGUCAUUAAGGACAAAAAGUCUAGGUUUCAUCUCGAUGUCACAGCCGAACUGCUCGACUGUGAUGCUAAAAGCCUAGAAGAUGCUUUGAUAAAACGUGUGAUGGUGACUCCCGAAGAGGUUAUCACUAGAACUCUUGAUCCUGUAGCUGCUAUGGGUAGUCGGGAUGCCUUAGCCAAAACAAUAUAUUCUCGAUUGUUUGACUGGCUUGUGGAUAAGAUUAACGUUUCAAUAGGACAAGAUCCAAACUCAAAAUCGCUAAUCGGAGUUCUUGAUAUAUAUGGGUUUGAGAGUUUCAAGUUCAAUAGUUUUGAGCAGUUCUGUAUUAACUUUACAAAUGAAAAACUGCAACAACAUUUUAAUCAGCAUGUUUUUAAAAUGGAGCAAGAAGAAUAUACAAAAGAAGAGAUUGAUUGGAGCUACAUAGAAUUUGUUGAUAACCAGGAUGUGUUGGAUCUAAUUGAGAAGAAACCUGGGGGAAUUAUUGCACUUCUAGAUGAAGCCUGCAUGUUCCCGAAAUCCACACAUGAAACAUUUGCCCAGAAGUUGUAUCAGACAUUCAAAAACAACAAGCGUUUCAUCAAACCUAAGCUUUCUCGUACUGAUUUUACAAUCUUUCACUAUGCUGGCGAGGUUAAGUAUCAGGCUGAUCAGUUUCUUGACAAAAACAAAGAUUAUGUUGUGGCUGAGCAUCAGGAUCUCUUGAUAGCAUCAAAUUGUCCUUUUGUGGCUGGUCUAUUUCCUCGGCUUCCUGAGGAAUCAUCAAAAUCAUCAAAAUUUUCUUCCAUUGGUUCACGCUUUAAGCUUCAACUUCAAUCUUUGAUGGAAACAUUGAAUUCAACAGAACCUCACUAUAUCAGAUGUGUAAAGCCAAAUAACGCUCUGAAACCUGGGAUGUUUGAAAACUUCAAUAUUAUCCAGCAAUUACGUUGUGGUGGUGUCCUAGAGGCAAUCAGGAUCAGCUGUGCCGGGUAUCCUACAAGAAGAACAUUCUAUGAAUUUCUUCACCGUUUUGGUGUUCUAGCUCCCGAGGAUUUGGAAGGAAACUAUGAUGACAUGGUCGCUUGUCAAAAGAUUCUGGAUAAAAGGGGAUUGAAAGGCUACCAGAUAGGCAAAACAAAGGUCUUUUUAAGAGCUGGUCAGAUGGCUGAACUGGAUGCAAGGAGAGCGGAGGUGCUUGGGAACGCAGCUAAAACCAUUCAAAGACAAAUUCGCACCCAUAUGGCAUGCAAGGAAUUUAUUGGAUUACGCAAAGCUGCUAUUGUCUUGCAAUCUUACUGCCGGGGUGCAUCAGCUAGAACUGUGUAUGAGCAGAUGCGGAGGCAAGCAGCAACAGUGAAGAUUCAGAAGAUUUUCAGGCUACAUAUUGCCAGGAAGUCCUACUUAACACUCUGUUCAUCUGCAAUCACGUUGCAGACAGGAUUAAGGGCAAUGACAGCUCGCAAUGAAUUCAGAUUCAGAAAGCAAACCAAGGCUGCAAUUAUUAUCCAGGCAUAUUUGCGUCGCCACAUUGCGGACACAUAUUACAAGAAUCUCAAGAAGGCUGUCAUAGUUACUCAAUGUGGUUGGAGGCGUAGGGUUGCUCGAAAAGAGCUCAGAAUGCUAAAAAUGGCUGCAAGGGAAACGGGAGCUCUUAAAGAAGCAAAGGAUAAGCUAGAAAAGCGUGUGGAAGAACUUACCUGGCGUUUACAGUUGGAGAAGCGAUUGAGGACUGAUCUAGAAGAGGAAAAGGCCCAAGAAAUUGCGAAGUUACAGGAAGCUUUGCGUGCAAUGCAAUUACAAGUUGAAGAAGCAAACUCGAGAGUUAUCAAAGAACGAGAGGAAGCUCUGAAGGCUAUUGAGGAAGCGCCUCCUAUUGUUAAGGAGACUCCUAUUUUAGUUCAAGACACAGAAAAGAUUGAUUUGUUAACAGCUGAGGUGGAUAGUUUAAAGGCUUUGCUGCUGACGGAGAGACAGGAAGCAGAGGUGGCAGGGAAAGCGUCCAAAGAUAUUGAGGUCAGAAAUGGAGAGCUUGCUAAGAAACUUGAAGAUGCUGAGCAAAAAGUAGAUCAGCUUCAGGAAUCUGUGCAGAGGCUAGAAGAGAAACUCUCUAACUCUGAGUCAGAGAAUCAAGUACUUCGUCAGCAAGCACUUACAAUGUCACCAACUGGAAAGACCUUAUCUGCACGACCAAAGACGGUGAUUAUUCAGAGGACUCCAGAGAAGGGGAAUCUUGUGAAUGGAGAAGUGAAGGUUGCAACAGACAUGACUCUGGCUGUAUCUAAUGUCCGCGAGCCUGAAUCGGAGGAGAAACCACAGAAAUCGCUGAAUGAAAAGCAGCAGGAAAACCAUGAACUCCUGAUGAAGUGCAUAUCGCAAAACUUAGGAUUCUCAGGGGGCAAACCUAUUGCUGCUAGUGUCAUUUACAAGUGUCUUCUCCACUGGAGGUCAUUUGAAGUUGAGCGGACUAGUAUUUUCGACGGCAUCAUUCAAACAAUAGCUUCAUCUAUAGAGGGCCAGGACAAUAACGAUGUAUUAGCCUACUGGUUAUCUAAUUCAUCCACGUUAUUGUCGCUGCUCCAACAUACACUCAAGGCUAGUGGAGCCGCUAGCUUGACGCCUCAACGGCGUAGAACAUCAUCAGCUUCUCUUUUUGGGAGGAUGUCUCAAGGUCUACGGUCAUCUCCACAAAGUGCUGGACUCACCUUUUUUAAUGGCCGAGGACUUGGACGACUGGAUGACUUACGACAGGUUGAGGCCAAGUAUCCAGCAUUAUUGUUUAAGCAGCAGCUGACUGCUUUCCUUGAGAAGAUAUAUGGAAUGAUAAGAGACAAUCUGAAGAAAGAGAUCUCGCCUUUGCUUGGAUUAUGUAUUCAGGCUCCCAGGACUUCACGGGCAAGUCUUGUGAAAGGACGUUCACAAGCUAAUGCUGUUGCUCAGCAAGCUCUUAUUGCUCAUUGGCAAAGUAUUGUAAAGAGCUUAAACAGUUAUUUGAAGACAAUGAAAGCCAACUAUGUACCUCCCUUCUUAGCUCGGAAAGUAUUUACGCAAAUAUUUUCAUUCAUCAAUGUUCAGCUGUUCAACAGUCUUCUUCUUCGACGGGAGUGCUGCUCAUUCAGUAAUGGAGAGUAUGUCAAAGCUGGUUUGGCUGAACUGGAGCAGUGGUGCUGCGAAGCAACAGAAGAAUAUGCAGGAUCAGCAUGGGAUGAGUUGAAGCAUAUCAGACAGGCUGUUGGGUUCCUGGUUAUACAUCAAAAGCCCAAAAAGACUUUGAAUGAAAUAACAAAAGAACUUUGUCCUGUGCUUAGCAUACAACAGCUUUACAGGAUAAGUACAAUGUACUGGGAUGACAAGUACGGCACUCACAGUGUGUCUUCUGAUGUUAUAUCUAGUAUGAGGGUUAUGAUGACUGAGGACUCGAACAAUGCCGUUAGCAGUUCCUUCCUGCUAGAUGAUGAUUCAAGCAUCCCAUUCACUGUGGAUGACAUCUCCAAGUCAAUACAAAAAGUAGAUAUAGCUGAAGUGGAACCUCCCCCCUUAAUUCGCGAAAACUCAGGUUUUGGGUUCUUGCUUCCACGGGCUGAGUAAUGCUCACGGUGAAGGUUGUCUGGUGCCCGAUAUUUACAUCCUGUCCGCAAGGACACGUGGUACUGUCUAUCCAAUCAGUCCAUGAGCAAACAUAACCCCCCCCCCCCCCCACUUUGUAUUCCCUGCAUCCAUAUGUACAAAUACCCUGCAUCAAUCGUCCGGUCGAUUCAUUGUUUCCCUCAAGUUAUAUCAACAUGAGGGGGGUAUUAGUUAAGGAGCUAUGUCACCAACUGGUGUGAUAUGGAACUAUGAACAAGGGGCAUUGGUGGCCUGUAACUUGUUCAUGUCCAAAAAGGCUUCCUUCAUAUUUUUUUUUCAUUUUUUAAUUAUUUUCUUGGUUCCGGGUUCAUAUAAUCCGUUGUUGGGUUUUAAGUUGUGGUAGGUCUUUUUUCUUUCAGGGGUAUAACUAAAAUCAGCCGCAUUUUAUAGGCAAUUGUUUGUUGUAUUGAAUAGCAAGUUGUAUCUAGUGUUUUUUUUAUGUAAAUUUGUAGUCUUGUUUCUUGUUGGACGUACUGCCAACUUUUUGUCUAUAUUUUCUUCCACCCUGUACAUGUGAAAUUUGGGCAUGGAUAUGAAAAAUGGUCUGGAAUUUUUUACCUGGUUAAAAAA
Molecule: messenger RNA, 5519 nt
Organism: Tripterygium wilfordii
Lineage: Eukaryota; Viridiplantae; Streptophyta; Magnoliopsida; Celastrales; Celastraceae
Product: myosin-17-like
Exons: 39
Coding region: 318-4910 (1530 amino acids)
Biological process (GO): vesicle transport along actin filament; actin filament organization
Cellular component (GO): actin cytoskeleton; myosin complex; cytoplasm
Molecular function (GO): microfilament motor activity; actin filament binding; ATP binding
Source: RefSeq, a predicted model, not a curated record